CAUGUGGUGCGGGUCCCGGGUGGUGGCGGGCGGCGACGAGGGCGGCGACAGCGACGAGGAUGGCUGGGACAUCGGCGUCGUGCGGCACGAGCCUCAGCAGCUGGAUCAAAUGUUGCAGGAGGACAAGAGUAAUGCAUUAAAGGCAGCUCUGUUUCGUCGUGAUGUGUCAUUAAUUGAAGAACUCUUAAACUCAGGUGUAAGCACAGAAUCCAACUUUCAGUUUGGAUGGACUCCCCUGAUGUGUGCUGCCAGUAUGGCUGAUUUUGCAGUAGUGCGUCUUCUUCUGGACAGAGGUGCUAAUGCCUGUUUUGAAAUAGAUAAGUACACUGUGCUGAUGGCAGCAUGUACUGCCCAUGCUUCAGAGGAGAACGUCUUGAAGACUGUAGAACUGCUUCUAUCAAGGAAUGCUGACCCUAACCUUACUUGCAGGAAACAAAUGACUCCACUGAUUUAUGCAGCUAGAAAAGGCUAUCCUCAGGUUGUUGCUCUUCUUGUUGCUCAUGGAUCACACAUAAAUGCCCAAGAUGAAAAUGGAUAUUCAGCAUUAAUAUGGGCAGCUCAGAAGGGACAUAAAAAUGUGGUUUUUAAGUUGCUUGAGCUUGGAGCUGACAAAAAUCUACAGACUAAGGAUAAGAAAACAGCAGCAGAGCUAGCAAAAAUCAAUAAAAAUUCAGAGAUUUAUAGUUUACUCUCUUUGGCUGUGAAUCACUUGGAAGGGAGAUACCAGGAAACAAUUAAGCAAGAGGCUAUCUGCACAUUUCUGACAGCUGUCCCUGACCACAGAGCUGGUUCCUAUUCAACUUUUAAUGACAUGGAAGUGUUUUUACAUGGUGUUGGUCUAGAACACGUAAUAGGAUUAUUGAAGGAAAGAAAUAAAACUUUAAAACAACUUCUGAUCAUGCAAAAAGAUGAGUUAAUACAGAUUGGUAUUACAAAUCCUGAAGAUCAACAGAAAGUCCUAGAUGCUGUUACCCAGCUGCAACUGCAAGAUACAAGAACUGAAGACCUCCCUGAAGUGAUUAAGCUGGAAUCAAGUGGAGAUGAAUUCCUUCAGUUUCUUCGGAAGUUGAAUAGUGAGUGUAGUAGGCUGAGCAUUCCUCUGCAGACCAUGAAUGAGCAUUUCCUCAAGAAUUCUCAGAAGAUGGUACUGCAGUGGGCACCGACUGAAAGUUUUAUUCAAGUCUGCGAAGAUUUGCUUAACAGUGUUGAAAGUCUACAAGUGGAAGUUACCAAACUGAAGGACCUGAUAGAGAAGCAUGAACAGAAGGAUGAUCCCAGCCAAGUGAAAUUUCCAGAUAAAGCACCUACCUUGAAAAAUAUAUUAGUAAAAAUGGGAGCUGUAACAUUGCUUGGAUUUGGUUUUUCCUUCUUUAUAGCUAAGUCAGUGAUAAAGAAAACCUGA
This is a messenger RNA of Apus apus (common swift), 1402 nucleotides long. It is a transcript of the gene ASZ1, whose product is annotated as ankyrin repeat, SAM and basic leucine zipper domain containing 1. Gene Ontology annotation, molecular function: protein binding. The transcript is spliced from 13 exons. Bases 2 to 1402 code for a protein of 466 amino acids. The record is from RefSeq and is a predicted model, not a curated record. Lineage: Eukaryota; Metazoa; Chordata; Aves; Apodiformes; Apodidae. Gene Ontology annotation, cellular component: pi-body. Gene Ontology annotation, biological process: piRNA processing.